GUAUUCGAGGGGCACAACCAUUAUGUGAUGCAAUUAGUGUUUAACCCGAAAGACAAUAACACGUUUGCCAGUGCUUCUUUGGAUCACACGGUCAAAGUCUGGAGCCUCGGUUCACCUACUCCUAAUUUCACUCUGGAGGGACACGAACGUGGAGUUAACUGUGUCGAUUAUUAUCUGUUCGGAGAUAAACCUUACUUAGCUAGCGGUUCGGACGAUCGUACUGUGAAGAUUUGGGACUAUCAAACUAAGGCCUGUGUACAAACUCUCGAGGGUCAUGCGCAAAAUAUCAGUGCGGUCACUUUUCAUCCUGAAUUACCGAUUAUCUUGACCGGGUCGGAAGAUGGGACUGUCCGUGUGUGGCACUCGAGUACCUAUCGUCUGGAGUCCACUCUAAAUUAUGCUAUGUCCAUGGAUGCAUCGGGCAAACUAGUUUGCGCUCGGCAUGCGGAACUCGUACAAGCGAAUUUACGUUCGUUAUCGCUCAACGCGGAUGGCACGGAUGACAUGCAGGAUGGUGAACGUCUCCCAGUUAGCUUCAAAGAAAUGGGUACGAGUGACAUCUAUCCUCAAACUAUCGAGCACAAUGCCAACGGUCGUUUCGUUGUGGUUUGCGGUGAUGGUGAGUAUAUUGUUUAUACGGCCAUGGCCUUGCGAAACAAGACGUUCGGUCAGGCACAAGAAUUCGUCUGGUCCCUGGCUGAUGCGAGCAUGUAUGCCGUGCGCGAAAGCAAUGCAAUUGUAAAAGUUUACAAACAGUUCAAGGAAGUACGCACGUUCAAAUUGGACUACGGUGCAGAACAGAUAUUCGGUGGACAUCUUCUCGGUGUUCGCUCUCUGACCGGAUUGACUUUGUAUGAUUGGGCAACCGGUCGACUGGUUCGGCGUAUCGAUAUCAGUCCGCGUGCAGUGUGUUGGAACGAAUCUGGACAGUUGGUUGCCCUGUGUACUGCCGAGAUGGUCUAUGUGCUGCGCUACACAGCUGAUCAGGUGCCAGACACGGACCCGAUUCCCGGUUCACCGGAGGAAGCGGACGGCUAUGAACAAGCAUUUCAGAUUGUCAGCUAUUCACUCUUGCUGAAUGUGCUCGAAUACGAGACGGCCGUGAUGCGUGGAGAUUUCGCCGCGGCCGAUGCUAUUUUCCCCAGCAUUCCAAAGGAGCAGCGAACGAAAAUCGCCCAAUUCCUGGAAAAGCAAGGCUUCCGCACACAGGCAAUGCGCGUCACAACAGAUCCGGAUCACAAAUUCGAGUUGGCUUUGCAAUUGGGUAAUUAUGAAUUAUGUCGCCAGCUGGCAUCGGAAGGCGAUCCCGAGGCCAAUGAGAGUAAAUGGAAACAGCUCGCCGAGGCAGCCUGUCGGAACAGUAACUUCACUCUAGUCGAAGAAUGUCUGUCUCGGACCAAGGACUACUCCAACCUGCUUUUGCUGGCAUCCAGUUCUGGAAAUAGUCAACUGUUACAGUGGAUCGGUGAACAAGCAUCUGUGGAAUCAAAAGACAACGUGGCUUUCUUGGCGCGAUUCCUUCUGGCUGAUUUGGAAGGAUGUCUAGAGCUCCUGAUCAAAGCGGAUCGACUGCCCGAAGCGGCGUUCUUUGCUCGCGCUUACCUGCCUAGUAAAGUUCCGGAGAUUGUAGAACUAUGGCGUACCUGGCUUGGUCAAUCAACGAAAUCCAAUGCAAAGAUUGCGCACGCUUUGGCCAAUCCGAAAGACUAUCCGAAUCUAUUUCCUGGACUGGAGGACGCUCUAGCGGCGGAAAAGUGGUUAGAAGUCGACCGCAAGCAACGUGCACAACUACCAGCUUCCGCCUACUCGUCCCAAGCACCCAUGUGGGAACGUGAUCCUGUCACGGAGAUGCGUUCGGGUCCGCCGUCGGUAGUUCCUACCGUUGUUUCUGUGCCGCCACAAUCUGUAGAUGACUUGCUGUUCUCAGCCACGACCGCAGCACGCCAAACUCCUCCUCAGGCGGACACUACUCCCGUUCAGAUCAGCAAUCUCACUGAGGACAGCACGGUUGAUCAAAAUUUGAAACCGAUUACGCAAAUGAUUCCACAAGUUCAAAUAACUACCAAAAAGUCAGACGAACUGGAUGCCCCUAAACCCCCAACCCCGAUCGCUCUGUCCGUUUUGACUAUGGCCACAGAAAAUCUGUUGUUGAAAUCUAGUGAAGCCAAAGAAAAAUCCAAGGAGGACGAAGAUGAAUCUGAAGACGAAGAUGAGGAAGAAGAUAUAGGUGAAGACGAGACAAUGGACGCCAACAAGAAUAAUGAUGAGGAAGACCUGGAGGAUGUGGACGAUGACGGCGAUGAUGAUGGAGAAGAUGAGGAUGAUGGUAUUGAUGAAGAUAAAGAACUGAAAAUAAAGGCUAAGCUAGGAAAGCAACUGGAACAGGAAUUGGAAUCAUUGAAGCUGAAUGCAUCUCCUGUUCCUAUUUCUAUCUCAGGCUCUACGACUCAGAUGGCCAAGAAGCCCAGUCCGGGCUGGGACGAUGAUGAUGAUGACGAUGAGGAGGGUGAUGGCUGGGAGUGA
Molecule: messenger RNA, 2523 nt
Organism: Echinostoma caproni
Lineage: Eukaryota; Metazoa; Platyhelminthes; Trematoda; Plagiorchiida; Echinostomatidae
Source: the annotation of a GenBank genome assembly